CACAACGUUUGAUCUCUCUGCGUGUAUAUAUAUAUACUGUAGGUAUAGUAUAGGUAACGAUAUAGGUAUACUAUACAAUAUUAUCCAUUUUCGUACAAAUAUAACCGAAUAGAGGCUGAGAUGAAGAAAUAAUUUAUUGUAAGUCGGUUUAGUGUAGACUCUGAUUGUAUACUCGGCACACAGUUUUUGGCAUUAAUUCCGCUCUGUUCGAUUAUAUUUUUGUGAUUUUUGGUGUGAAUUUUUGGUGCAGUUUUUUUUUGUUUGUUUUUAUUAUUGUUGGAAAAUGCUCUGGAUAUGUGUUGAUAUUAACAUGUAAUAUGUUGGUGUUAUGAGUUGAACAUUAAAUAAAUUUGAUUUUAUUGAAAACAAAUAAAAUUUUCUGUUAGAAAAAAUUAUUAAAUUUUCUUGAGUCUGCGGAGGGAAAAGAAAACUAAAAAAAUUUUCUUUUAAUUUUUUUCGCUAUCAAAAAGUACAAAAUAAAAAUUUCAUUCAAAUGUGUGAUGAGAACAAAAGAACUAAUUUCCAUACAAUUGAACGUUCGAUUAUGACUGUGGUGUUAUAACAAAUAAUCAAAUAGCCAAUUCAUAAUAAUUAAAAGAAAAAGUGAUCCCCCAUCCCAAAGUGUAAUAUAAUUAACAAACAAACAAAGCAAAAAAUCUGGAUCUCUAAAUUGGAAUUAGAAAUUAAAUUAGUAGAAACGUUUCAAAUCGCAAUGGCUGACGUUAGAAUGGAGGCUUCCCAUGAGGAUUCAGCAUGGACAAAACUACUGAACGGUACAAAUACGGUUGCACCAGUCAUCAUUAAGAUCGACGAUGAACCGAUCAAAAAUAACUUAAGCAUUCCUCCGACACCGUCAAUGGGGGAAAGGAAACCAUCAUUCCUAGAUAACUUUAAUCGUUCGUUGCGCUCAUCAUUUAAGGCUGUUACCGAUUCUCCCGGUCCUAUUUCGAGAUAUCGGCAAACGCGAUAUUCGUCGCGUCGCAUAAGAAAACGUGUUAUUUUUAAACAUGGAGACUGUAAUGUUGUUCAAGGAAACGUUGCGAAGCGUCGUAGACGCUACAUGCAGGACAUUUUUACCACACUAGUGGAUGCACAGUGGCGUUGGACACUAUUUGUUUUCACAAUGAGUUUUAUAUCGACGUGGACGUUAUUUGGCAUUGUAUGGUGGCUGGUGGCCUAUUCGCACGGUGAUAUUGAAUAUGCUGAAAGACUGAGAACCGGUGUUGAAAUGAAUGAAACGCUCAUUCCAUGUGUGACGGAAAUCAAAGGAUAUCAGUCGGCUCUUUUGUUUUCCAUCGAAACACAGCACACAAUAGGCUACGGCAAUCGAUAUAUAACGGACGAAUGUCCCGAAGCGAUUUUCAUUAUGUGCUUGCAGUGCAUUAUGGGUGUAUUCAUUCAAGCAUUUAUGGUUGGCAUUGUUUUUGCCAAAUUAGCUAGGCCAAUUAAACGUGCCCAAACGUUGUUAUUUUCAAGGAAUGCAGUCAUAUGCCAUCGGGAUGGUCUGCCGUGUUUGAUGUUUCGCGUCGGUGAUAUGAGAAAGAGUCACAUCAUCGAGGCUCAUAUACGGGCGCAAAUUAUCCGGAAGAAGGUAACAAAAGAGGGCGAAGUGCUACCGUUCUACCAACAAGAACUCAGUAUUGGUGCCGAUGGUGGCCAAGAUAGACUAAUGUUCAUCUGGCCCACAACGAUCGUACAUAAGAUAGAUAGACAUAGUCCAUUGUAUGCUUUAUCGGCGCAGGAUAUGCUGAAAGAGCGAUUCGAAAUCGUUGUGAUGUUAGAGGGUGUGGUUGAGUCCACGGGCAUGACAACCCAAGCCAGAAGCAGUUACUUACCAACGGAAAUUUUGUGGGGUCAUCGAUUCGAGCACGUCGUUACUUUCCGUAAAGAAACCGGUGAAUAUGAGGUUGACUACACACUCUUCAACAAUACCUACGAAGUGGACACACCACUGUGCAGUUCGAAACAGCUCGACGAAGUUCGAGCCGAAUUUCACUCACCGAACGGCUUAGAACGUCUCUGUUCCGCUGGCAUACUGCCGCGUGUAUCAUCAAUUGCUUCCUUAGAUCCGCCCAGUGACGAAUCGAUUGCAUCGAUGGGCGGCAUACAUAUGCGUUCGAAUUCGAUUCCGGCUGGCAAUGGUGACCGGAAAAAGGCUCCGCGAAGAUUGUCCAUCAAACAGGACCAAUUGUCGGUUGACUCGAUGUGCUGACAUUCGGAUUGCUUUUGUAUUAUUCGUUUGUAAUAUGUUCUUUUAGAUGAAAGUGAUUGUACCUAAAACAUAAUAUUGCAUCCAACAACAACAUUAUUAUAUCUCCAGUUCCAGUUCAAUUGUCAAAAAUUCGUUUUAUUUUUCCAUUAAUUUUAGUCGAUGUGUGUGUGUCUUACAGUGAAACAUA
Molecule: messenger RNA, 2399 nt
Organism: Bradysia coprophila
Lineage: Eukaryota; Metazoa; Arthropoda; Insecta; Diptera; Sciaridae
Gene: Irk1
Product: Inwardly rectifying potassium channel 1
Biological process (GO): potassium ion import across plasma membrane; regulation of monoatomic ion transmembrane transport
Cellular component (GO): plasma membrane
Molecular function (GO): inward rectifier potassium channel activity
Source: RefSeq, a predicted model, not a curated record